Messenger RNA from Epithele typhae, 987 nucleotides. RefSeq lists its product as uncharacterized. The record is from RefSeq and is a predicted model, not a curated record. The coding region runs from base 1 to 987 and encodes 328 amino acids. Lineage: Eukaryota; Fungi; Basidiomycota; Agaricomycetes; Polyporales; Epitheliaceae. The transcript has 5 exons.
AUGACGCUCUUUGCCCGUCUCCUCGUCGUCGCUGCCGCGCUCCCGCUCGCCCUCGCCACCAGCAACUCUGGCUGGGGCAACUCCGGUUCCUCAUCCUCCUGCAAGAGCAACGAGUUCUACUGGGGUGACAAGGACUGCUGUCUCCCCCACGGGGGUUCUUCCAAACCCCCGAGCCCGCCGAAGGGCUCGUCUUGCCCUUCGACCCCCUCCUGCUCGUCCGGCUGGGGUUGGAACUCGGGCAAGAGCUGCUGCACGCCCGCCGCUUCGACUACUGUGAAGACCACCGCCCACCCUACCACCUCGGUCAAGACCACUUCGGUCCACACCACCUCCGCGCCCCCCGCCACCACUUCGAGCACCUGCGGUUCUGGCCAGUGGUACUGGGGCAGCAAGUCCUGCUGCCUGCCCCACGGUGGUAGCCCGAACCCGCCCUCGCCCCCCUCUGGCACUGACUGCCCGUCCAACUGGGAGUGGAACCACGGCAAGGGCUGCUGUGUCCCCCACCACCCCGACCAACCUCCCCCGCAGUGUGGCAACGGCUGGGGCUGGAACUCCGGUUCCUUCUGCUGCAACCCCCACACCACGACGUCCACCAAGCCGGCCACUCCCUCGAAGACCCCGAGCUCCGGUAACGGUGGCUACGGCUGGGGCAACACUGGCAACUCCGGCUACGGCUGGGGCAACUCCGGCAACGGCCACAAGGGUGGCUGGAAGCGGUCGCACAAGGCCCGCUCCACGAGCGUGUGCCCGGCCGGCAUGGAGGCGUGUCUCACCUCGACCACCGGCCUCUCGGACAACUUCGAGUGCGUGGACACCAGCUCGGACCUCGAGUCGUGCGGCGGCUGCGCGUCGGUCGGCGCUGGCGAGGACUGCACCGCCAUCACCGGCUCCAAGAAUGUGGGCUGCCGCGCGGGCGAGUGUGUUGUCUUGACCUGUGCGAGCGGCUUCCUCAAGUCGGUCGACAACAAGACCUGCGUCAAGGUCUAA